AUUUCAUUCAUAUUCACAUUGCAGUCAACUUAACUAGAAUCCAAACCCAUUGUCAUGAGGAAGUACUGUUCCCUCUGAUUAUCUCCUUUGCAAUGGCUGACAUCAUCCCAAAAUGGCCAUAGCAAAUGAUCACAUGAACGGUGGAUAUGCAAGCUUGCUUAUUGUUAUAGUCAUGUCCAAAAAAAAACUCAGAUUGUGAGUUCAUGACAGAACACAUAUAAAUACUGUCCUAGUGCCUGUAUAGGUCCCCAUAAGUGUGGUGAAAGAAAGUCUUCUUCUUCUUCCUACACAACACUUCCUAUACUGAGGAAAAACAAAACAUAAGAAAGAAAAAAUGGUUCUGCAACAGGAAUUCCGAAAGGGUCCCUGGACAGAACAAGAGGACUUCAAACUAGUCUACUAUGUAGGCUUGUUUGGAGACCGUAGAUGGGACUUUAUAGCUAAGGUUUCAGGUUUGAGUAGAACUGGUAAGAGUUGCAGGUUACGUUGGGUUAAUUACCUUCACCCUGAUCUCAAACGCGGCAAGAUGACACCCCAAGAAGAGCGUCUAGUCACGGAGCUUCACUCCAAAUGGGGAAAUAGAUGGUCUAGAAUUGCUCGCAAAUUACCGGGGCGCACUGAUAAUGAGAUCAAGAACUAUUGGAGGACUCACAUGAGGAAAAAGAAGGCUCAGGAGAAGGAGAAGAAGCGUGCAGCAGAAGCUGCAUCAUCAUCAUCACCUGCUGAUUCUUCAAGCUGUGAAUCCUCACUGACCUCAAAUAAUCAUGGUGUGGAUUCACAUGCUUCCAAAGAGGCUGGAGAAGAAGACAGCUUUUAUGACACAGGUGGAGCUCAUAACAUGAAUAAUGUUCAUGUAAUUGGAGAAGAUCACCAAGAUGGUGGUGAUGAUCAGGGGUACUCUAUGGAUGAUAUAUGGAAAGAUAUUGCUAUGUCAGAAGAUGAGAAUUUUAAUCUGCAACCAGUCUUCGAUGGGUAUAGUGAAGAAGGUUGCAAUUUCUCUUAUCCUCCAUUGUUUUCUCCAUCAUGGGAUUAUUCUUCAGACCCCCUUUGGGUGAUGGAUGACGAAGAAAGAAAGAUGUUGUUUCCUCUGAGUCAUGAUCACCAAUCUUUAUCCUUCUAUGGUGACCAAGGAAGAACAUUUCUAACAGGCUAAUCAGGAGGAUUCUUUUUGAAAUCAAGACCAAUACUUUGUUCAUAUGUGUGGAAUCUGGUAUAAGAAAGCCUAACCUGAAUGGAUCAUGUUUCAUUCAUACCCAUUUUUUUACACUAACCCUGUAUGUAUGCACUUCCCUUUUUCAUGGUAGAAAAAGGAAGGAGAUCUAAGGAUUAAGUUUUCUAUUCCUUAUUUUACUGUAAAAAGAGAUGUGUAUAUAUAUAGGGAUGGUGUUAAAAAUUGAAGUAUGAGAAAAUCAUAGAUCAAUAUGUAUAGCAUAGCAUCUUUAAGCUUUAAGCAUGGUUCUUCAUAGUGUGACACAGCUGUAACAUAUCUCAAGCACAGCAUAUAACUGUUGUCUAUAUCAAUGUUUGUGCUUAUCAUCCAUAGGCUGGUGGUAUGUUCUGAGUGUAAAAUAUCAAGCACUUGUUUAAAUUUAACUUUCAAUAUGAUUUGGAUACCUCUCAA
Lotus japonicus is the source of this 1621-nucleotide messenger RNA. RefSeq names its product transcription factor MYB59. Gene Ontology annotation, biological process: regulation of DNA-templated transcription. The coding region runs from base 335 to 1153 and encodes 272 amino acids. Gene Ontology annotation, cellular component: nucleus. The transcript has 3 exons. Lineage: Eukaryota; Viridiplantae; Streptophyta; Magnoliopsida; Fabales; Fabaceae. Gene Ontology annotation, molecular function: sequence-specific DNA binding; DNA-binding transcription factor activity. The record is from RefSeq and is a predicted model, not a curated record.